ACAUUUUCAUUGAGCAUUCCGUGCUGUCGUUUCUAUUCUUUCAAUUCAAUCAACUAUAAUGUUGCUUAAAAUGAAACGCUACCUCACGGUGUGGGAGAAUGGGAAAUAUAUUGUGUUUAUCUUCAUUCUCAUCACGUUAGAAGUUUUGUUGGAGAUGUAUAACCACAGAAGCCAAGGAUCAACGAGGGUGAUGCUGGAAGCUAAGUUACUAAGUGAUAAAUGGUCAGCAACAUCGCCAACGUGCGGAAACUUUUCCUGCUUUGGAACUUCGCUUUGUAAAAACAGGAAUCGUGUUGGAUUGUCAGAAGACGUUCCAACAUUACGUUCUGGUUGGUUGUCAAUAUACGGAGAGUUAGUAGAUCUCCACCGAGUGAAAUUAAAUGUAACUUACAAGUUACCAUCCACGUUACCAUGCAACGGAGAAACAUGUUCUGUACAAAUCGAAACUUCAGUGUUAAGUGGCAACAACGUUAACAAGUGGAUUUGCGAUAAGUUUAAAAAACCAACAAACUGCGAUACUGGUAAAGUAUUCAAGAGUUGGCGGGCGAUGAACAAAAUUACUUCUGCUAAAGGUCGCUUGGAUCCAAAUCUCCUGAAAGAUAUUUCGCCGCCACUCCAAUGCCCAAGUACCCGCAUAGCCGACCGUAUAGUGAGGCGAGUUGCCAAUAAACAGGGUGGGGUUCUACUUAGAGAUUUGUCUUAUACAGAGAAGAAGAGACUGAUCUUCACGUGCAAGAUGUCACCGGGGUCUGUGGUGCAGUCAAUGUUCCCGCCCUACGAAGGCUGGUUGUUCCAACGGACAGUUGGGUCUUGUGGUGCUCUUAUGGUGCAUGGAAGGUCUAUUGUUACGUCAUUAUACGAGCUUUAUGACGCACCGUGGAAGGUCAGAUUGGACGUAGCAAUACAAUUGCUCGACCUUGCCGAACACUUUACAUACAACGACUUGAACUACAUGUUUGCAUUACAUCGACUCACACCACGUGAUAUUGGAAUCUCUGAUACUGGAAAACUGAGAAUCAAGAAUGCUGAUAACGUCAUUUUGAUUGACAGUUAUGACAUCAAACAAAAUAAUAGUAAAAACGACAAAGGUUUAUAUGAAGUUCGUUACAAGCAAGAAAAAGUUGAUAUCACAGAAGAAAAUCUUUGCGACCACAGCGAAAAUGACGUCAAUUACUACGUCAUAUGUCGUCACUUCCUUGGAGGAACAUGGAAAGAAAGAAAGGGGAAAAAAUAUCCGGGUGGUCUGCUUCAUGAUCCGAAAGAGUUUGGGGUUUUUUCAAGUCAAAUGUUCGUCUUGCUGGAUAUUUGCUCCCGGGGUAAAACAGCUGUCGCACCAGAGCGUCGAACCUUGUCUCAUUCUAUUCGGCGGCUCGCAGCAAACCAAUUGCGGAAUGUUUUAGAAAGACGUCGAAUUUGUUCUCCCGAUUUUAAAUAUCGCUACCCGGAGUGUGAACUUGCAGAAGACGCUGGAAUUAACUUGCCUAGUAUUGAGCUACAAUGGUUACAUUAAAUUAACAUUUUGGGAUCAAAGAUAUUUGUUGAACCCCAGGUUGGGGUAAUGUGGGACAUGAUUUAAUUGUUUAUUACCGUCCCAUUUGGUAGUAAACAAAUAAUAUUUAUAGAAAUAUUUAACCGUAUCCUCACGACUCUAAAAGAGCGUUGCUGAUUGCUUGAAUACUGUCAGGAAAUAUUGGUUAAUAUUUGCAAUGAUAUCCUUACCCAACAGUACUAUAUAUUGUUUAUUUAAUGAUUAUAUAGUAAGAUGGGUGAAGAUGGGACACCUUAUUAUUCUACUUACUGGUCACAUUUGGUAGUAAACAAAGAAAAUUCAAAUAAAUAUAAAUCCGCACCCUAUUGACUCCCAUUGACCGUUGUUAAUUGUUUAAAUGUGUCCUGCGCUAAAUGUGUCCCAUCUUCCCCCACCCUACUAUACAUUGGUGUUACUGUGUACAUCUGACCCAACGGUAUUAUGUAGCGUCUACCUAAUAACUUCACUCUGUAACACUAAUGCAUAAUCAUGGAACCAGAACUGCCAGGAUAUGGAUUUGUGUUUUAUUUGCAGAACCCCAAAUCGAAAAAACAAUAUAGUGGGUUGGGGUAAAAUGGGACACCUUUUUAUUCAAAUUUCUCGUGGCAUUUUGUAGUAAACAAACAAAAUUCAAUGAAUUGUAGAUCUGUUUUUCUACGACUCCCAUAUAGACCGUUGUUAAUUGUUUAGACAUGUUCAGGAUAUUUGGAAAUUAUGUGCUAAAGAUGUCCCAUUUUGCCCCUCCUACUACAUAUUAAUGAGAAAUUUAUCAACGGUUUAUAAAGCAUAAAUUUGCAAUAAAUAUUAAUAAGUCU
Molecule: messenger RNA, 2343 nt
Organism: Ciona intestinalis (vase tunicate)
Lineage: Eukaryota; Metazoa; Chordata; Ascidiacea; Phlebobranchia; Cionidae
Source: RefSeq, a predicted model, not a curated record